This is a messenger RNA of Anolis carolinensis (green anole), 2341 nucleotides long. RefSeq names its product transmembrane protein 140 (gene tmem140). Bases 614 to 1228 code for a protein of 204 amino acids. The transcript is spliced from 4 exons. The record is from RefSeq and is a predicted model, not a curated record. NCBI's taxonomy places the organism in Eukaryota, Metazoa, Chordata, Lepidosauria, Squamata, Anolidae.
CUCCAGUGAAGACGCGCCCCGGCUUUUCUUUCCUAUGGGACCCAAGCACUGCAUCCUUCGCUUCCUUUUCUGAGCCAGGCACGUGGUUGGCUUGUUUUGUGGAGGAAGGAGGUUAUUUGGGGAGCCUGGAGUUCAUCUCCUUGUGUCAGCCAAUGCUGGGAAGAGUCCAAUAUUAUAAAUAGGAGGGGGGGGGGGGGAGCGAGAAAACGAAAACGAAACCGCGGUCUCGUGACGCGCACAGCCUUUUAAUCUGGACGCGGAGUAAACACUGUUUAGACGGGCGCUGAAGUUCCCAGGGAGAGCUGCUCCUCUACAGCCGAGCAAGAUCAUCCUUUUUAGCCCAUUUCCAAGGAUGCAGCUUUGCCAAGGCUGAACAUGUUUCCGUCCCAUUUUAUUUCAGCUAAGCAGAACGUUAAAAAUUUUCUGGAACCAACACAUUCUCAGCCAGGUUCCAGAAUUGUCUCGUGCCUAUUCAUCUGAGUGUCGUUUAUAAAAGUCACUGCGAGCUAAGGAGACAGUACGUCUAGAAGUCCUGACAAACUCUUACAAACUUCUGUCUACUGUGUGCUGCUUAGGAAAAGUUUCUUCCUUUGGGAGAUUUUCAGGAGUUAAAAUGCAGCUGAAGCUUCAAAAGCCUCUUCAGAAGCCCAUCACGGGGCUACGAUGGCAGAAGUGCAACCCGUGCCUCCUAUAUCUGAUCCAUCUCUCCCUGGCAGUUGCAUACAUUGCUUUGCUAUUUUAUGCCCUUGUCUGGGAAGCUGGAAAUAUUGUCAAUCUUCCCACCAAAAGAAUUGGCUUCUUCAAUUUUUGCCUGUGGAACCAGGAGUCAGAGAAACUGGAUUGCCUCACGACCCACAGCCUCGAGAAGAUGGGUGUCAAUAUGAUUGCUCUGGUAUUGUCAAGGUUCUGCGUUUAUGUCACUCCCGUCUUGUGUCUCUUCAUUGCCACUACGAUCUUGCAGUCCUUGUGUUUGAAAGACAUAGAUGGCUGGAAACUGGCCCGUACUCUUCUGGCCAUUUGCGGUUUGUUUUUGCCUUCUGGCCUGGCUUUGUUUCUCUUCUAUACUAACAAGUGGGUUCAGGCUGCUGAUUUGGGAGACGUUUUUGUAGCCCUAGUUGGGGCUCACAUUUUGUUUUUGCUGCACCUGAUCAUCAUUGUCCUUCAUCUUGCACGGUCCAAGGAUCAUCUCCCUGAAAGACAGUUCUUCCCUGAAAGGAGCCUUCCAUGAUAAUGGGAAGCAUAUGCUUGAUGCCCUUAAUGUAGGGAUGAUUGUGUGACACAGCCACACUCUAUGCAAAUUCUGAGUGAAGCCAUCAACUACCAUGUUAAGAUGAGUGAGUUGGUGAAGAGGUUGGAUUCCUAGCACAGGCCUAUUUCUGUUUACUUAUGAUUCAAGUGAUGAGACGACGUUUCAUGAGGUCUCUUUCAAGGGAACAAAGUAGCUAACUGUCUGCUACUCCUCGUGUAAUGAAAUGUGUCUUGGUAUCUCAUUUAACAGUUACUGUCUUGUUUAGGAUAAGUUAUUAAUAGUUGAUUUGUUUUUAAUACAGAGGUCUUGGCUUGUUUUACAAGGAACCUCCGAUUUGUGGGGCCAGUCUGCUGCCUCAUAUCUCUAUAUAUAUCCAGAGGGCUGAAAGAGAGCUGCACCUUCAUUUGCACAAGGGAUCAAGAAAAUGAGAAACAUCAAGUAUCUCACGCUUAAAGUCUUCUGUUGUUAAUUUUUAUCUUCCAAAUAACAGUUUUGGUUUAGAUUUUUCUGGAGAAGAGUGAGGUGCUAUAGUGUGUGCCACGACCGUGUGGUUUUGUUGUUUUCUGCCUUCUAACCAAAGGGAAAAAUAAGGGAGAUUCUGCAGACUUCGAAGUACUGGUGUUUAACUUUCCUUAUGUUCACAACUGCUGUUGAUGGUCCACACCACAAAUUAGAAGACCAGAAAAAAUAAAUGUCUUCACAAAUCUAAAUAUUGAGAAGAAAAGUAAUGGCAUUGCCAGAUACAAAAGUGGUGAGCAGAAAUGUCAGUUUUUCUACACUGAAUUAAAGUACAAAGAGUCUUCCUUUUACGCUUAGUUAUUAUACGAAUGAGGCCUUUUAUAAGUCUCGGUUAAAUUUCACUUUAAAAAUGUAGUGACCGUGCUUUGAGAAUUGAUAAUGAUACCACCAUUAUUUACAUGCCGACAUGUACCCAUUUCUAUAGGUGUGGAAGGAGAUCUUUUCUUUUCUUUUUGGCUCCUGUUGAGCAUCAAUACACCUAUGGAGCCAUUUCUGAAAGUUACUGUAGAGCACAAUUAUUACAUAAUGUGAAAAGACUUGUUAAUUCAAAGUAAAGUUUCAUUAAUUAUAAAA